UAACACCUCCCAACUUCCAACUUCAUUCCCUUUUCUGUUCUCUGCUGUUCACAUAACAUGAGACCUCUGAACGACCAAAACCCAGCUGCUUCUUCUCUCCGAAAUCUUUAGACACAGAGAGAGGGAGAGGGGGAGAGAGAGAGACUAAGGCUGUGUUUGGCUUUCGCAGUUUCUGGCUCCGUCGCCGAGGUCCGUUUUCUUAUGGCGACCGGAUGGGUGAAGUCGUUGCACUGUAAAUCAAGAGCUUUUGAGGACGUUUACCACCCAAGCUCCAGGAUUCUCAUACCCACUUCUGGUUGCAGGAACAGUGUUCGGAGUAUCAAAGACGUUGUCGUCGACAACGCCUCUAAGUCUAAACCGAGAAAUAUUCCCAAAUCCAAACACCACCUUGAGAAGCAUCCCAGUUCGAGAUACCCACAGCGAGCAACCAAGCCUGAAUCUCCUGUUAAUCCUGCUGUUGUGAAUCGGUCCCGUAGUAGUACCUCCACGCGCCCUGCGCGUGCGCCGGAAUCGUUCUUCCCGGCUCUGACGGAGCUUGCUGUGGGGCAUCCAUCGCGGAAUGUGGUUGAGAUUAUCUUCCAUAGUAGUUGGGGUCCGAAGGCGUUUCCGGGUCGGAUGGAGAUGAUUUUUAAGGUUCAGAAUGGCUCUAAAACGGUGUCGCGGUUCGAGGAAUAUCGUGAGAUGGUGAAAGCUAGGGCUCGGGUCGGGUCUUCGGGGCCGGCGGCGGGGAGUAAUUGGGAGGAGGAGAAUGCACGGUGCGAGGCGGACGGGAAUGAGAUGAUGCGGUUUCAUUGCUUAGGUCCGGCUUCGGGUGGUGGACCCUACGAUGCAGCCGCCGGCGGCGGCGGAGGUUGUGGGUGGUCGUUCCCUGGAGCGAAAGGAUCGGCAAUCCGCACAUUCGCCGGUAGCGGGUCUGCCCAUGAGAACGCAGGCGGAGGGAGGGGACGGAAAGCGAUGCUGGUGUGCCGGGUCAUAUCGGGUCGGGUAACGAAGCAAGUAGAGUUCAUGGACUCGGUCUUGGAUGGGCGAGUUGGGUACGACUCGGUGAGUGGGGAGACGGGCGAGUUGUUAGUAUUUGAUUCGCGUGCUGUUUUGCCCUGUUUUCUUAUUAUCUAUAAAUUGUAAAGAAAAAAAAAAUGAAAGCCGAAAUAUUUACUGUUUUUAAAUCCCUUACCUUCCUAUUUUUAUUUUUCUUUUCAUUUUUUAAAAUCAAUGGAUUUGUACGUAUGUGGAGUUCUUCAGCCUCUUUUGCCAUGGCUUUUAAUUAUCAUCAUUCAAUUCAUAAGCACUUUUUUUUUUGGUUUUCUUAUU
Neltuma alba is the source of this 1311-nucleotide messenger RNA. RefSeq lists its product as uncharacterized. The record is from RefSeq and is a predicted model, not a curated record. The coding region runs from base 202 to 1125 and encodes 307 amino acids. Lineage: Eukaryota; Viridiplantae; Streptophyta; Magnoliopsida; Fabales; Fabaceae. The transcript has a single exon.